AUAUUUCCUCCUUCCCUCUCCUUUAUACCAUACAUAGAAACAAUGCUCCUUUUUUCCCACUGAGCACUUCACCCCCAGCACAAAAUCCGUAAGAGUUGUAGAACUGGACCUGCUGUCUUAUCCACGUUCCCCCAACCCCACCGUGGUGGAGAAUGAACUUUACCUACAAGCUGCCAAGUACAAGCUAAGGAUUGAGGCAGAGAAGUUAAACUUCUAGAGAAACCGAAUGGACAAUCUCCACAACAGAUGGUAACAAAAAAAUCAUCCAGAUGGGGUGCAGGUGCUGUAAAAUGAUUCAAAGCUAUCUCUUUGAUCCAGUUCCACUGCCCUCUCCCGGCUACGACAAUGAAGUCAACAGCUGCAAGUUGGAUGAAGAGGACACUGUUAAAUUAAAAGGCAAACAGAGCAGCGAAUUCCUGGUGCAGAAGAAUGACCCUCCAAGGGAGGGCUUGAGGAGGACCCAGAGCAGAGCCAGAGGAACUGGUCCACAGGAGGCCAACCGGCCACAGCAAGGGUGGCUCCCGCAGGGGGACUCUGGAGGGGGAUACUUUGCAGAUGGUGCUGUCAAUGGCAUCAGCCCCACUGCUGCUCCGCAGCCCGGCGGGAAUCCCAGGCCCACCCAGGAUGGCAAGAACUCCUGGGCCAGUACUGCCAACAGCAUCCACCCAACUCAACCUUUCCUGGAAGCAGGGAGCACCGGGAACCAGGACCGUGCGCUGCCAGCCUUGGAAGCGACCCAAGUCACACACAGAGGAGACUCCAGAGCUCCUUCCAAGGCACAAACUCUCAGCUUAGACUCACAAGAGCUUGUCCCCCAGAUUCCAGCCCCAGAUUACCCUCAGCUAUGGGGUCCAGCUGUAGACAGUGUUGAUCAUGAAGAAAAAGAUUGUCUUUUCGAGAACCACACUGCAGAUGAGCCCCCGGAGGACUCUCCCCCUGGGGUGGGAGAGCAUGGUUUAAACAUGCCCUUCUCGGUAAAGAGGAGCUGGGAUUCAUUAAACGAGGCUGUGGCCACAGAAGUUCUAAAUGUCUACUUUAAAGAGGAGGGUCCUGCUCAGGCCAUGCCUGUGGGUGACUCAGGAAACAGGCAGGAGGAUGACCGUGGCUCCGACAGGGACGGGGAGACAGUGGAUGAGGACGCAGCAGUGGCAGAAGCCCUUGCGGCUUUAGAAGCUGCUACCGCAGGAGAAGAUGUGGAUGAGACAGAUUAGGAAAGGGGAUGUGUGCAGGCAAGUAAGCUAGUGCAUGCUGAGCGUGUGAAGGGUCAUCCGCUCCACGAAGCGGAGCUGAUAAUUCUGCCAGCAUGCACCCGUGCAGCCUUACCAGUUGUUUACAUCCAGCAUCAGUACCUGUUCUAAUUAUCAGUACCGCUUGUUAAGUAUCUGUAACAAGGCUCUGUGUAUUUCGGAUGCCAGAUUAAAAGUCUGCAUGGGUCAUUAUGCCCACGUCCACAGCAAAUGCAGAAAUGAAGCAGCCUGCUUGCCAACACUCAAAGCUCUCCAGAACACCUGUUACUCUGUAGAACGCGCUGAGAUCCCAACACUUAGCCUCACAGAGUGUUCUGCUUGACUAUAAAUUCCUUACCUGGCUUUUGAGAGCCAAUCAUGGUACCCAAGCCUGGAAAAGGUAACUACACCACUUAAAGUGCCUAAUGUGUCCCCAGAGCGUGGCUUUUAACUUCAGGGACAAUUGCCCAGGGAACUAAUAACUAACCACUUGUUCAACAGCAAGUUAAGUCCAGCAGCUUUCUGGGUGGAGAAGUCACAGGUAAACAAAUGGUUAGUCAUUGCUGUGAUGGGAUUUUAAAGAUACCUUGACCUUAACUUUUUUACAUUAUUACUUUUUAAUCUCCUUUGGGGUUGGGGAGGCUGGCCAAAAUGAUUCUUAAAACUGCUUGUGUCAUAUUUGGGGUUUAAGUUCAUGAGUUUCAGAACAGCAAAGCCAUAUACGGAACUUUUUUUGCCAUUAAAUAUCUGAUUCUGAUUAAAA
Messenger RNA from Nycticebus coucang (slow loris), 1989 nucleotides. It is a transcript of the gene PGCKA1, whose product is annotated as chromosome 23 C4orf19 homolog. Lineage: Eukaryota; Metazoa; Chordata; Mammalia; Primates; Lorisidae. Bases 270 to 1211 code for a protein of 313 amino acids. The transcript is spliced from 4 exons. The record is from RefSeq and is a predicted model, not a curated record.